Messenger RNA from Alternaria atra, 1671 nucleotides. RefSeq lists its product as uncharacterized. Gene Ontology annotation, biological process: intracellular monoatomic cation homeostasis. The coding region runs from base 1 to 1671 and encodes 556 amino acids. The record is from RefSeq and is a predicted model, not a curated record. NCBI's taxonomy places the organism in Eukaryota, Fungi, Ascomycota, Dothideomycetes, Pleosporales, Pleosporaceae. Gene Ontology annotation, cellular component: mitochondrial inner membrane. The transcript is spliced from 2 exons. Gene Ontology annotation, molecular function: ribosome binding.
AUGUACGCCGGUCGCACUGCUUCUAGGGCAGCGCCCGCAGUCUUCAGAGCGGGCAUUAGGACCACUACACGAGCUCAUCGCCCUAUGCUCAGGAACUCACCCGCAAUCCGCAUACUCAUCCCCCUCCGUGCCUUACAAACCGAGUCGACGUCAUCCAACAAUGCGCAAAACUAUCCACCUCCUGGUUUCGACCCCAAGCAGGCGAACCAGCAUUUGCUCAAGCAACAGGCCCAGCCACGGUCAAAACAAGGCGUCGAGAAAUCGGAUCCUCUUAUCCCCAAGUCCGGCGCAACCGCUAAUCCAAAAACACACGCACAAGAUGUACAGACAUUGAGCGAGCUAAAGAUGGAGAAGUCGGCUGCUGAGACCAAGGAGGAGAAGAAGGUUUUGGCAAAGAAAGAGCAAGACAAGAAGAAGUUGACCGUCUGGCAAAAGGUCAAGAAGGAGCUGGUUCACUACUGGGAUGGCACCAAGUUGCUCGGCUUCGAGGUCCGCAUCAGCUCCAAACUGGCACUGAAGAUGGCGGCUGGUUACGAGCUUACCCGCCGUGAACGCAGACAGUUACAACGCACCGUACAGGAUCUUGCCCGUUUGGUACCCUUCCUGCCCUUCGUUAUCGUUCCCUUUGCGGAACUGCUACUCCCCGUAGCCCUCAAGCUCUUCCCCAACAUGCUGCCCAGUACAUACGAGGGUCAGUCAGCCAAGGACACCAAAGCUCAGACCCUCCGAGCAACUCGCAAGGACGUCAGCAAGUUCCUUCGUACAACACUACAGGAAACUGGUCUACCCGUCUCCGCCGAGAACGCGCAGACAGCCGAGUUCACCGAGUUCUUCCGCAAAGUACGCACCACCGGCGAGAAGCCAACACCAGACGAAAUCAUCAAAGUAUGCAAGAUCUUCAAGGACGACCUCACCCUGGACAACUUGUCUCGGCCCCAGCUCGUUUCCAUCUGCCGUUACAUGAACAUCACCUCUUUCGGCACAGACAACUUCCUGCGCUACCAGGUCCGCGUACGCAUGCGUCAAAUCAAGCGUGACGACAGGGCCAUUGCUUACGAAGGUGUCGAGACCCUUUCCGUUCCCGAGCUCCAGACUGCCUGUGCAAGCCGUGGUCUACGAACCUACGGUGUCUCUCCUGGCCGAUUACGUGAUGACCUCACUAGCUGGCUCGACCUCCGUCUAAAGCACGGCGUUCCAUCAACCCUCUUAGUCCUCUCCAACGCUUUCGUCUACGCACAGGGUAAGGAAACAGAAAUGACUUCUCAAAUCGAUGCCUUGGAAGCCGUGCUUUCCAGUAUCCCCGAGGAAUUGUACCACGAAAUGGAUCUCGAGGUUCGCAACGCCGAAGGUGCCGCAACCAACAAACAGCGUCUGGAGGUGCUCAAGGAGCAGCAAGAACUCAUCAACGAGGAGAAUGAGCAGUCUGAGACUGUUGAGAACAAGGCUGCUGCGUCGCCUAAGGAUCAUGAGGAUAUUGAUGAGAAGCCUGCGAAGGAGGCGCAGGAGGCUAAGGAAGCCAAGGCUGAGGAGGAGGGCAAAGAAGCUGAGGCUAGUGCUGGUGACGCCGCUGGUGGAAGUGCCGAGCGCGCUGAACAAGAUGAGCGAGCUAUGAAGAUGGAUGAUCCUACAAGCAAGGGCGAGAAGCCUGCUGAGGCGGCUAAGAAGGAGUAA